Molecule: messenger RNA, 6650 nt
Organism: Diuraphis noxia (Russian wheat aphid)
Lineage: Eukaryota; Metazoa; Arthropoda; Insecta; Hemiptera; Aphididae
Product: msps cytoskeleton-associated protein 5
Biological process (GO): microtubule polymerization; spindle organization; establishment or maintenance of microtubule cytoskeleton polarity
Molecular function (GO): microtubule plus end polymerase activity; microtubule plus-end binding
Source: RefSeq, a predicted model, not a curated record
CUCUGUGAUCGUAGGUAUUUGUAUAAAUAUUGUGUUCUGUACGUCCAUCGAUUCGUCUUGACAGAUUAAAUAACGCUAUGUAAAAGCUAAGUUUAGUUGGAUUCGAGUUUAUUUAAACAAAAAAAAAUCAAGCCAGUCGUACGUGUCAAUUAUUCAUUUAGUUUUUUUUUUAAAAUUUAAUUGCACUCCCGACCUCUAGGUAUGUUACAAAAUAUACAUAGGUUGGAAAAUUAUAGGUAUUGUCGUUAAAUUCAUUGUAAAUCCCAUAGAGUCAGUGAUUUUACAUUAAUGAAACCGUAAAAUACAACUACUUAUUUGAAAUAUUUAUUCAAUUUAUUAAUGAAAUAAAGAAAACUAUCAACUUAAAACUAGAUAUUUAUACUUGCUCUAUCGACUAUACCUAAUUGACGAACAAAAUAUGACUGCUCCAGAAGAAGACACUUCAUAUUCAAAGUUGCCCAUUGAAGAACGAUGUAUACACAAAUUGUGGAAAGCCAGGAUAAGUGGUUAUGAAGAAGCUGUUAAAUUGUUUGGACAAUUGGAUGAAAAAGAUCAUGAAUGGAACAAAUUUAAUGAGAUCAUAAAGAAGUUUGUUGUUGACAGUAAUGCGAUUGCGCAGGAAAAAGGCCUUGAAGCCACGUUGGCUUUUGUGAAAAACUCUGCUAUUGCUGGACGUUCGGCUGGAGAUGUCAUGGCUGGAUUGAUAACAAAAUGUUAUGGUGCUCCAAAAUCAAAAACUAAAGAUAUUGCUAUACAAAUAACAUUAAUGUUUAUUGAAAUUGAGAAGCAAGAUGUAGUAAUAGAAGAAUUAGUUAAAGGACUUGACCAUAAAUAUCCUAAAAUUGUUUCAACUUGUAUAAAAGCUGCGACUCAAGCAAUUAAAGAAUAUGGAUCAAAGGUCUUGAAUAUCAAGCCAUUGCUAAAAAAAUUACAAUCAAUACUUGAAGACAGGGAUAAAAGUGUUAGAGAUGAAGCAAAAUUGUUGGCAAUUGAAAUUUAUUCUUGGAUUGGACCCUCRCCAGUUAAAGCUAACUUAACGAAUCUAAAACCAUUACAAAUUCAAGAGUUAGAGGAGGAAUUUGAAAAAGUUAUUGGUGACAAGCCACGACCGAAACGUUUCUUACGUUCUCAACAAAUACAAGCUACUAAAAUAGAUGAAGUGGAGGCUGCAAAUGAAGUUGUGGAGUUGGAAGAGAACAUAGAUGAAGUUGAUAAUAUUGAAGAACAUAUCGAUCCAGUAAAUAUACUUUGUCAGUUAAAUAAAGACUUUUAUGAAAAGCUUGAAGCGAAGAAAUGGCAAGAACGCAAAGAAGGCAUAGAUAUGCUAGAAGGAGUAUUAUCCAAAGCUCUAAAAAUAGAAAGUGGAGAAUAUGGAGAUUUAGUGAGAGCUUUAAAGAAAAUUAUUACAAAAGAUUCAAAUGUUGUAAUAGUYGGAAUUGCUAUUAAAUGUAUGACUAUGUUAGCUAAUGGAUUAAAAAAACGAUUUGAAACUUAUGCUUCUAAUUGUAUACCAGCAUUGUUAGAGAAAUUCAAGGAAAAAAAACAAAAUAUUGUAUUGUCGCUUAGAGAUGCUGUUGAUGCUAUCUAUUUAAGUAUGACACUUGAAUCUAUUCAUGAAGAUAUUUUAACAGCAAUAGGCAAUAAAAAUCCAUCAGUAAAAGCUGAAUCAAUUUCAUUUUUAACUCGAUGUUUUAAAAAAUGUACACCGGCUAUUUUAAACAAAAACUUGUUGAAAAUUUUUACAACAGCAUUAAUUAAAACCUUGAAUGAAUCAGAUCCGAUUGUUCGGGAUAAUUCUGCUGAAGCUCUUGGUACUGCAUGGAAGGUUGUAUCAGAAAAAAAUAUUGUUUCUUUCUUGACCAGUGUUGACGCUAUAAAACUUUCCAAAAUUAAAGAAGCAGCAGAAAAGGCUAUUAUUAUUGCAAAACAACCAACUGUUGUCAAAGAAUGUAUAUCAAAACCUAAUAGUGUUUCAAAUAUUAAUGUAGGAAAAAAAGCAAUUGCUACAACUAAUAAAAGUGUUGCUUUAAAAAAAAAUCUUGCAACUAGUAGUAAAGCCAAAAAUCCAUCUGGUAUGUUUUUGUAAACAUAUCUGUAACACAGUAAUAUUUUAAUAUUAUAUGAAAUUUGUGAACCAUCAGGUGUUUCUAAAGUAUUAUCAUCAAAUAGUCAUUUUUCAAUUGAUAGUGAAAAAGAAAUCAGUGACGAUGAGUUGGAAGAAUUAGCUUUAACUUUUAUAUCCCCUGAAAUUUUAAAUGGCAUGAUUGAUGCAAAUUGGAAAACUCGUUUAUCUAAAGUUCAAGAAUUUUCUCAAGUAAUUGAUGAAAUAGAUUCAUCAAUAGUUAGCAGUCAAGUAUUAAUUAAAUUGUUGAUAAAAAAACCGGGUAUUAAAGACAAAAAUGUACAAAUUCAAAAGUUGAAACUAGAGUGUUUGAAAAAAGUUAUUGAGAAGUUUUCUAUAACCCGUACUAACAUGGAAUAUUGUAUACAAGAUGUUUCUUCAUUAUUGGGCGAUAAAAAUGGUAAAUUAGCUAGUGAAUUAUUAACUGCCUUUGCUGAUGCAUCUAGACUGGAUCUGGUUUCUAAUGUUGUAUUAAAAUAUGCAUUUUCUGUUCAAAAAAGUCCAAAAGUUCAGAUUGAUGCCCUCAGUUGGCUUUCAGGUGCAAUCUUAGAGUUUGGAUUUGACAUCACACCUAAAUAUGUAAUAGAGUAUGUAAAAAAAGGUAUUAGUGCUUCUAACCCUCAAGUAAGGGUAGCUGUUAUAUCUCUUUUGGGUGUUAUGUAUAUGUAUGUGGGCCCUCAACUAAGUUUGUUUUUUGAAAAUGAAAAACAAACUUUAUUGCAACAGAUAAAUGCAGAAUUUGAAAAGCGUCAAGAUGAAGUUCCUCCAAAACCAAUACGUGGAAAAAAAAGUAAAGGAUCUACUGAAUUAUCGAGUGAUGAUGAAAAGCCUGAUAAUGAAGUUAACUUACGAGAUUUUGUCCCUCGAGUAGACAUAACACCUCAAAUAACUGAUGCUUUGAUAAAUGAAUUUUCAGAUAGAGAUUGGAAGGUUCGUUCCAAUGCCUUAACUAAAUUGAAAAACAUUAUUACGGAAGCUAAAUUCAUAACUAGUAAAUUGGGUGAAGUAAGGGAAGCUUUGCAAGAUAGGAUAAGUGAUUCAAAUGCUCGCCUUGGUUCAAAUGCGAUCAAUUUAGUAGAACUAAUAACUAUAGCCAUGGGAUCAUCUUUUAAAGUUUAUAUAAAAGGCUUUUUACCUGGGAUAUUAAAUGCUUUAGGUGAUUCAAAGACAUUUAAAUGUCAAAGUGCUCGUCAAUGUAUGAAUACUUUUGGAGAAAUAUGUGGUUAUCGAGAAUUUUUUGGAGGUGAUGUAUUAUUGGAUGCAUUAAAAAACAAUUCAGUAACACUUCGAUCUGAACUAUGGACUUGGCUUGCAGAAAAAUUGCCUAUUAUUACUGUGAAGACAAUUCCGGCUGAUGAAUUGAAAUGUUUACUCCCUGUUUUAUACUCAAGUCUUGAAGAUAAAAACGCUGGUGUUCGUAGUGCCUCAGAAAAGGCUGUUCUUGGAUUUAUGAUACAUUUAGGUUAUGCUUCUAUGUAUGGUGCUUGUGAAAAAUUAAAGCCUAUGUCAGUCAAGUUGUGCAGAGAAAAAUUAGACAAUGAAAGACCUAACUUACCAAUUGAAAAGCCUAAAGUUGUAAAAACUUGUGUUCCUGGAAGUACUUUGGUUAAAUCAAAAGGUUCAAAAACAUUUGCAUCUAAAGCCAUUACAAAAGUAAAUAAGGAAAAUAUAAUUUCCCGUGCACAUGUGCCAACUGGAAAAAAUAUAGAAGUAGAUAAUAAAUCAUUGUUUCAACAAAAUAACUUAAAGCAUCAACGUGAUAUUGAUGAACAUAAAUUAAAGUCUUUAAAAUGGAAUUUUGUUACUCCCCGAGAAGAAUUUGUUGAACAACUACGAGACCAAAUGUCAACAGCCGGCAUUAACAAGGUGUUAAUUACAAACAUGUUUCAUUCUGAUUUUAAACAUCAUCUCAAAGCAAUUGAGUCUCUAUCAGAGGACUUUAAUACAGCAAAUGAUAAUUAUUUACCAUUAAUUAGUAAUCUUGAUUUAAUCCUGAAAUGGAUAACCUUAAGGUUUUUUGAUACUAAUCCAUCAGUACUUUUAAAAGGUCUUGAAUAUUUACAACACACAUUUAAUAUACUUAUAGCCCAAAAAUAUACUCUUCACGAUACUGAAGCAUCAAGUUUUGUACCGUAUUUAAUAAAAAAAUUGGGCGAUCCAAAAGAUGUAGUAAGGAACAAUGUCCGAUCAAUAUUAAAACAAAUUGCAUUUGUAUUCCCAAUUUCAAAGAUAUUUCAAUAUAUUAUGGAUGGAAUAAAAUCAAAAAACUCAAGACAGCGUUCAGAAUGUUUGGAACAUUUAACAUCCAUGGUAGAAGAUUAUGGUACUUCAGUGUUUCAACCAAGUGUUGCAGUUGCUUGUAAAGAAAUCGCUAAAAGCAUUGGAGAUAGAGAUAAUUCUGUUCGUACAGCAGCACUUAAUUGUUUUGUUGCUGCGUUCUUUUUACACGGAGAAGCACUUUUCAAUUUUGUUGGCCAUAUUUCUGAAAAAGAUAUGGGUCUUUUGAAGGAACGAUUAAAAAGAGCUUCAAAGAAUCGGGUCGUGCCUGUUGCCACUAUUCAGCCAACUAUGAAAAUUGUUUCACCUCCUGUUAAACAAGUGACUGAUGUAGAGGAAGACAUUGUUGAUGGUGAAGAAUAUACCUCAGAUUGUGAAGAAAAAAAUGCUAUACUUAAUGUAUCACAAGGAUUUAAUCAUGAACAAAAUUCACAAGGAAACGUAAACAAUUCACCUUCUGGUUCUGUGAAUUCUUCUUUUUGUACAUCAGAAACUAUUCCUACUACUGUAGAACAUACACCUACAUCAGAAAUAGAAUUCAGAAUKUCUAACGUUGAAAUUGGUGACAAAAAUCGUGUGACCCGAACUCGUUUUGCCUUAGACGAAAAAUUUAUUCAAGAAUUGGAUUCAGAAGUAAUUGAAACACCACGGCUAGUAUUAAAACCAUAUAACUGGACCACAGAUAAUGAUGAAAUAAACUUUGGAAAAAUAUUUCAAGAUAAAUCUCAAUGUUUAUAUUCUGAUAGUUUGUCAAUGUCUAAACCAUGUCUAAACGUAAAUCCAUAUACUACUGCAACUAUUAUAAAAAGUAAAAAUCCACUAAUCUCGAUUGAUCCUAUUACGCAGUUGAUAAAUCAAGUGACAUCAACGAAUUUAGAAACAUCAAAAGUUGCGUUAACAAAACUCGAUAAAAUGUUAACGGUACCAGAAACAAGAUUAAAGCUUUUAGAAGAUGGAAGAGUGUUGUCACUUUUUCAUGGAAUUAUUAGACAGUUAGAUGUAUUAUCUGAUUGUACAGACACUGUUAGAUAUAAAAAUAUAUUCCAUUUAUGUUUGAAUCUGUGUAAAUAUCAAGAAUUCAUGUUAAUAUUAACCGAACAAAUUGUACACGACUUACUUUUAAAACUGUUGUAUCUUCUAUCCACAAAGGAAAUAGAGAACAGUUCAGAUACUAAAAUGUUUUGGCAAUGUGUUAACAGUCUCAUUAUGAAAGUUCUUGAUCUGUGUGCUCAUACUACAGUCACAUGUGCUAUUUUAACCAUACUUCAUGAAACGGUCAAAAACCCUCAAAAUUCGACAGCUCAUUUUAAAGAAUUGGUAAUGAAAUGUAUAUGGAAAAGUACAAAAGAUUUUGAAAGGUGGGGUGAUGAUCUAUGUUAUGAACAAGUAUUUGAACGCAUACAUAAAUUUUUGGAAGAAAUUGAUUUAAAAUAUUGGAAUAAACAACCAUGCGACAUUCCAAUGAGAACAUGUAAAACUGUUUUAUAUACUAUGGUAAAAUUACGUAAUGAUAAAGUAUUGGAUAGUUUGGCCAAUCUAAAAUUGCCUAAAGAUUCAAUAAUGGUUAAUUACAUACUCAAGACUUUAAAGCAAUUAAGUAAUAGAUCAAAAUGGAAUAAUGGUAGACACAGAUCACUGCAUGAUGAACUAGCAGAUAUAUUCAAAUUAAUAGGACAACAUGAAAUGAUGGACGAAGCUGUACAAAAAUUAUAUGAAUUCAAAAUUAAGCAUCCAGAUAUAGACAUAUCGCCGUACAUUUCUAAGAAGACAAAAUAUUUUCAAGAUUGUAUUCACCGUCGGCUAUCAGCAAUCAAAGAUAAUUUUAAAAGCGAUCCAGUCGAACACAAUGGAAUCUAUGACAAUUCCAAGCUACUUGUACUGCAAAAAUCUGAGUCUGCUGCCACUAGUGAAGCUGACGGUUUCAUGAAACGGUUGCAAACAUUAAAAAUGAAAGCGUCUUUAGCCUGUGGUGCAUCGGUUGGAAAACUUAAUAGUUGGUAUUGUUCUCAAGCAAAUGGUCCAGUAUUGUCGAGUCUUAACACAACUCCAUUAACGCUGAAAACCUACGGAAUAUGGAUGCUAUUAGUUUGUUUAUUUUUGUGUACUAUAUUUACCACAAUUUCAUACAAUUAUAAUUGAACAAUCGGCAUUUGCGUGUUUUGUAUGCAUCUUCUCUAUUUUGUAUUUUGUGAAAAAUUUGGCUUGUUGCCAACAAUAGAGAAUUUUUAUUUCAUUUUUAUAUAUAUUUUUU